GUGACUGACGACGCGCGCGCGAUGCCGCGAUGGCGAACGCAGGACGAGGAGUUGCCGGCGAACUCGGAGGAGUUGCAACAGGCGAUCAAGGAUUGGUUGACGAAGAAGCGAACGGCGGCGGGGAAGGUGAAACAGGUGCUCGGAUUGUUGAAUCACGAGCGAUUAGGGUACGUGUGCGCGCAGUGCGCGGUCGCGACGCGCGGCGGGAGGGAGGUUGAGGGCGAUGAUGGGGAAGUUUUGAGUCGAUCUCGCCGGGCGAACGGGCCGACUGACCGAGCGACGCGCGCGUUUCAUCCAUCACAGGGCGGGUGCGGAGAAGUAUGA
Ostreococcus lucimarinus CCE9901 is the source of this 324-nucleotide messenger RNA. RefSeq lists its product with no specific name. Lineage: Eukaryota; Viridiplantae; Chlorophyta; Mamiellophyceae; Mamiellales; Bathycoccaceae. The transcript has a single exon. The record is from RefSeq and is a predicted model, not a curated record. The annotation marks the transcript as partial.